AUCAUCUCUUCGUAACAUGGACAACCCUAAGCUGAAUCCCUUCGAGAUUCCGGAAAUCCUCUUACUCAUUGGGGAGCUGCUCGAGCGAAGCGACCUCCUAAACUGUAUCCGCGUCUCCAAGGCUUUUCAUAGAAUUCUUAUCAGUCUCAUAUGGAGGAAAAUCACUGUCGGACCGAAAGGAGAUCCUGACAGUAAAGCAGUACAGAAGCACAAGGAAUACAUAGAAGAAAUUACAUUUGACAACUACACAUUUAAUGAUUCAUUCCCAGAGAAGUAUGAGUCGUUACAGAGGCUUCAGUCCAUCGCAUACACAUGGUGGUGUUCAUGGCCCACACCAAUCCACCUUAUCAACCAAAUCAAGGCUCACAGCUCCAUCAUCACCAUUCUUCACUUGACCAAACAUAUUGAGUAUCCGCCAGAGUUCUGGAAGGUUUUGCUAGAAUGCACCAAUCUCAACCACUUGGAGAUUAAUCGCAUAGAUAUCGAUGUUGGAGUUGACUUAUUCCUUCAAGUUUGCAUGAGACUUCGGCACUUGGAACUGGACCAUAUAACCAUUCACCAGUUCCCUAUCAACAUUCUUAGUAGAGAGCACAGUGAAUAUAUUUUCCCAAAUAUACACACACUCCGUAUUGACCAUGUCAGGAUAACCGAUCCUUCAUAUCCGUACAGCAACUGGUAUUGUCUUGGGAUGUUUGUAAGGAGUUGUCCAGCAUUGUGUUCACUGGAAAUUAAGGGUCAGAGCCGAGAUAAAGAAGACUUCUACAAGGUAGCACUCCUUCAGCAUCCUUGGACUCUGAAUAAUUUAUCAGACCUAUGUGCCUAUAUCACCAUCGAGGACGAGGAUAUAGCAGCGCUUCUCAGACGGAUGACUGAAUUAAAACAGCUACACCUCUCUACAUGUAAAUUUGGCCAGUUUUCUUUACAGGAGCUGCUAGCUGACAGGCAAGAGGUGGUGGAUAAUGGACAACUAGUACGAAAGACAAGGCUUCGGAGGCUCUGUGAGACAGUUGAGACGUUGGUAUUCGGGAUAUACAAUAACAAUAUUGGUGGCCAGACUAUUUUAUCAAAUUGUCCACGACUAAAAACACUGGAUGGAUUUAUAAUUACAGUAUCAGAGAUUGUCGAUGGAGCAGAAUGGGUUUGUACUGGAUUGACUCGCUUGAUUAUCUAUCUUAAGGCAGACAUUGAUCAAGAGACUGAGGAAGGGAUGGCAAAGGCACGUAUUACGUUUAGACAACUAGGUAAACUGACUCGGCUUGAAUAUCUUAUGCUAACACAGGGCUUAUGGAAUCGAAGUAGACGGACACUGGACUUGAGAUUAAGAGCAGGUCUGAAUGAACUAGCCAAUCUGAAGAGACUAGAUUGGCUAAGGAUUAUAGGUGAUGGUUGCCAGCGAAUGCAGCUUGAGGAUGCGAAAUGGAUAGUGAGCAACUGGCCAAGGAUUAGAGGUGUGAAUGGUGUUCUGAACGAUGAGAAAGAGACAGCGGAUUUGCUGAAAGGGUUCUUUGAAUCACAUAAUAUAUCCAUUAGACAAUAAA
Lobosporangium transversale is the source of this 1538-nucleotide messenger RNA. RefSeq lists its product as hypothetical. Lineage: Eukaryota; Fungi; Mortierellomycota; Mortierellomycetes; Mortierellales; Mortierellaceae. The transcript has a single exon. Gene Ontology annotation, molecular function: protein binding. The coding region runs from base 17 to 1537 and encodes 506 amino acids. The record is from RefSeq and is a predicted model, not a curated record.